Molecule: messenger RNA, 597 nt
Organism: Phialemonium atrogriseum
Lineage: Eukaryota; Fungi; Ascomycota; Sordariomycetes; Cephalothecales; Cephalothecaceae
Exons: 1
Coding region: 269-550 (93 amino acids)
Source: RefSeq, a predicted model, not a curated record
GACAGGACGCCCCUGGAUGGAGCAAUCCGGGUUACUAUGUCAGGGGCAAGUCAGUCAGGUUGAAGUCAUGGCUGAUCUUAAAAAACAACCCCCAAUCUAGGUAUAUAUAUACAAGAUGCCGUCGCCCAAUUUGAACCUCAACCUCAAACUCAACUUCAACAAACACCUUGUCAUCUUGCAUCUUCAACCCGAGCUCCUACCUACAGGGACCUGUUCCUCCUACCUCAACCCAUUUGCAUCUACACAAGUCGAAUAAAUCGAUCACCCAAUGAAAUUCAUUUUCAACUUGGCCAUCGUUGCCAUCCUAGCUAGCCAGACGGCAGCUUUCCUCUUCUUCCCAAUCGUCAUCCCCUUGUUCAAACCAAGGCCUUGGAUCACUCUUGGUGGUGGCGGCGGCGGCGGCGGCGGUGGCGGAGGCUCGCAAUGCCCACCCCCAAAUUGUCCCAUGCACCCGGACUGCCGGCAGAGAGUACGGGACAUCAGCACGUGCCAACGCAGUGGCCAGACUGCCGUUUUCAAUGCGGACGGAUCUAUGAACGGCUGCGUCUAAACGACCUAUUUCCUGCUGGUCAUCAGCAAGCGAGACGUCAACCGCAG